Molecule: messenger RNA, 1916 nt
Organism: Pneumocystis carinii B80
Lineage: Eukaryota; Fungi; Ascomycota; Pneumocystomycetes; Pneumocystales; Pneumocystaceae
Exons: 12
Coding region: 47-1870 (607 amino acids)
Biological process (GO): mRNA splicing, via spliceosome
Cellular component (GO): nucleus
Molecular function (GO): RNA binding
Source: RefSeq, a predicted model, not a curated record
GACUAACAACCCAUAUAAAAGGCAACAAGUCUGCACUGAAAAAGCUAUGAAUAGACAAAAUUUAGGAGAUCCUCCAGGAUCUUCAUACAGAAACAGACGGGAAGACGGUAAUCGUCCACUUGGAGAAGGUCCACGCAGCGAACGAGGAGAAAGAGGAUAUCAUGGAGGACCUUACCGAAAAAGAGGAUAUGAUGAGGGACCAGGAGAGCCUAAUAUGCAGGUUAUUCUGCAGGGUCUUGAACCUCAUAUGAAUGAGAUAGAUAUUCAACGGGCAAUUGAGGGACAAGGCGGGGAGAUUGAGAGUGUGAUUUUGAUACGUAAUAGAGAGACAAGGGAGUCUCGGUGUUUUGCAUUUGCAAAGUUUAUUUCAGUUGAGCAUUCAAGAAGGUUUAUAGAAGGAAAUUAUCCAUAUAUAUAUAUAGGAGGACACCGGGUUAGGAUAUCAUAUAGUAAGGAGAAUAAGUGGGAGGAGGAAGGGUGGAUUUGUUUUAGUUGUGGGAUUAACAAUUAUCCACGCCGGGAGGUGUGUUUUAAGUGUGGAGUAGUAAAGCAGGAUGUGACGGUAGCUGGAAACUUGACACAUUCAGCACCGUUAGUGCAGAAUGAUGGGAGUCAAGAUAUAGCGACAACGCCGUCGCAAUUUUUAUUAUUAAGGAAGCUGGAUGUUUUGACUACAGAGGAGCUUAUUGUUAAGGGAAUGGCGAAAUUACAGGUGCCAAUUGUGAGGGUACUUUUGAUUCGUGAUCGAGCGACACGUCAAAGUUGGGGAUUUGCAUUUGUUGAAUAUGCAGAUGUUAAUGAGUCUAAAAAAGCGUUGGCGAAUGCCAUGAGUCUUACAUCAAACAAAGGGUUUACUAUUUCAUCAAAAACGAUUGAGUUAUCAUUUAUCCAUGGUGGGGUUUUUGUGCCAGUAUAUGAUCAGAAGAAUGAAUUUGGCUUUAAAUCGAGUAAGAAUGGACAAUUGCUUGCGUAUUGGGACGAAAAAGGAUUUACAUCAGAAUAUUGUCCAGAAUCUCAAAGACCAAAAGAUGAAUCAAAUCUGCCAGCUGGCGAAAUAAAUGUUUCAGUAAGCCAGAACGCAGCAUCAUCGGAUAAUAAUGUCUCUAUGAAGGAACCCAGUAUUUUAACAAAAGAUACAUCAACUAGCUUGAAAAGAGAUGCAAAUACUCCGUGCGAGCAGAAAAAGCAAAAAAAAAGAUAUGAUAAUUCAUCAAUAAAGAUGGCUCCACAUUUACAAAAAUGGGCUGUAAAACAGCAAGAAUUACGAACUGGACUUGUUGAAAAUGAAAAAAUAGAUGAAAUUUUUUCCGAUUUAAAUCUUAUGGCAUGCUUACUUUGCCAGAGAAAGUUUAAAUCAGAAAAAGAAAUACGUCAACAUGAAAAAUUAUCCGAAUUGCAUAAGAAAAAUUUGGCAGAUGAUGAUCUUAAAGAACAGGCCAGACAACGUUUAAAGAAAGUUUCUAUAAAAAAAGAUACUGAUGUAGAAAGUUUAAAUGAUAGUAAUUAUAGAGAUAGGGCUCAAGAACGUCGUAUUGCAUUUAACCAACCUUCGAAACCAGAUGUUCCAUCUCAUAAUUCAAAAAAGAAUGUAAUAAACUCAUCUCCAAAGAUACCAGAAGAACCUGCAAAUAUAACAAAAGGAAAAGGUGCGGCCAUUCUUGGAAAAAUGGGAUGGACAGAAGGAAUGGGUUUAGGAUUAGAAGGUAAAGGUAUUUCCAAACCGCUUAAUCCAGAGGUGUACCAAGAAGGUGUUGGUCUUGGCUCUCUAGGAGCAAAAUUAGGAGAUAAUCCACGUCCAAGUGAUUAUGCUGCUUAUGUUCGAUCUGUUAAAGAUCGUGCUAAACGAAGAUAUGAAAUGGAGGGUUUAUAAUAUUAUGUUAUUGCUUAUUUAAAACAUUACAAAUAUUUUUGUUUUA